Argentina anserina (silverweed cinquefoil) is the source of this 1302-nucleotide messenger RNA. RefSeq lists its product as uncharacterized. Gene Ontology annotation, biological process: proteolysis. NCBI's taxonomy places the organism in Eukaryota, Viridiplantae, Streptophyta, Magnoliopsida, Rosales, Rosaceae. Gene Ontology annotation, molecular function: cysteine-type peptidase activity; nucleic acid binding; RNA-DNA hybrid ribonuclease activity. The coding region runs from base 1 to 1302 and encodes 433 amino acids. The record is from RefSeq and is a predicted model, not a curated record. The transcript is spliced from 8 exons.
AUGCAUCUUAUCUCAAUCUACAAUACGUGGAAUAAUUUGGAUGACAAUGUCAAAAAACACUACAAAAAUUGGCUUGAAUUGCACCCGGAUAAAGGAAAAGAUGAACAAUACUGGCAGAGUACUGAGGGUCUUCAUGGGUUAUCAAAGGAUGAUUUGAAGCGCAUUAUCGAAGGAAAAUACACCACAUCGAGUAGCCUCACGGUGUACAUCGAGGAGCAUCUGAAAAAACAGGCAAAUGCAUUCCUCAUUUCGGCCGGAUUCAUUGACAUGGAGGUCACGCGGUCCGUGAUCGAGUAUGAGCAGAAACGCCAAAACCAAGUGAAUUUCGAGAGUGGGCGAGAAAAGGAAAUGGAGGAUAUACUUUAUCAAGCACUUAUGCCUGUUUUCUGCAAGUCUCUAGUGUUCAUUCCCCUACAUCACGGGGACAGUAGUCACUAUACAUUGCUAUUGAUUGACACCAUCAACAGUUGCUUCUAUCAUAUGAACUCCAUGCGUCCGGAGGAGACAAUAUCCGAAUCCCACAACUUUCACUUCGAAAAUGCAAAGUUUGUGGUAAAGUACAUAAAUGGUAUCAUGGAACGUGUACUAGAGCGGGAAGUGGAAAUGACUGACAUGGUGAAGGAAACAAGACGUUGGAUCCUCGAUAAAAAAAUAAAUGGAUACGAACUUGUUGACAGUGUCUCUUGCCCCCAGCAAGAUAAAACAUCGACAGAUUGUGGACCUUUUAUGCUUUAUUUUAUUGAGGAAGUGAUGACUUCGACGGAGUCGUCAAAACUCACAAAAGGAGGGGAAGAUAUGAGAAGAAAGAUGCUCCACGUAUUUGCUCAUCUGAACGAUGAAGCAUAUGCUCUAAUGGGGCAGUGUGCAUUCUUCUGCUCUAGAUUGGUUGAAUCAUUGAAGGGAGGCUUUAGUUUUGUCAUUAGGGACUCACUGUGUACUCUAGUUGCUUGUGGAGCUGGUCCUUUGGCUAGUCUUAUCUCGGCAGAACAUGCCGAAUUAUUGGCAUGUUGCAAAGCAGUUGAUUUUCAUCCAUCAAUUAUAGAAACUGAUGCUAUGGAGGUUAAGAGGCAGUUAGAUGCAGCAAAUAUGCCCAAUACCUCAACUCUGGGGAGAAUGUAUGAAGACUUAUGUGAGAAGAUGGCUGAGGGAGGAACCUGGAAGGUGACCUAUGCCAAUAGAAGGAUCAAUACAGCUGCACAUUUACUUGCAGCGCAUGCCUGCUCUUGGGAGCAGGAGAAAUUUUACUUUUCAGUACCUGAUAUUAUACAAGCUGCAAUUGCAGCAGACUAUUGUAGGUUUUGA